Molecule: messenger RNA, 774 nt
Organism: Lactuca virosa
Lineage: Eukaryota; Viridiplantae; Streptophyta; Magnoliopsida; Asterales; Asteraceae
Source: the annotation of a GenBank genome assembly
AUGCUUCACUCUCGCUUUCAGUAUUUUGAUAAGUGGGGAUCCGCCGAGUUGAUUGAGUUGUCCUCUCAAAAGAAGAGAUUGGAUAGAGAUCUCAAUUAUGACGCAUGGCUAAGCGAUCCGACUCACAUUAGGCCUAGUGCCCAAGUGGUUUGGCCGAUAGUAGGACAAGAAAUAUUGAAUGGUGAUCUGGGCGGGGGCUUCCGAGGAAUACACAUAACCUCUGGUUUUUUUCAGAUUUGGCGAGCAUCUGGAAUAACUAGCGAAUUACAACUCUAUUGUACCGUAAUUGGUGGAUUGGUCUUUGCGGCGUUAAUUCUUUUUGCUAGUUUGUUUCAUUAUCAUAAAGCUGCUCCAAAACUGGCUUGGUUUCAAGAUGUAGAAUCUAUGUUGAAUGACCAUUUAGCGGGGCUACUAGGACUUGGGUCUCUCUCUCUCUCUUGGGUGGGGCAUCAAGUACAUGUAUCUUUACCGGUUAACCAAUUUCUAAACGUUGGAGUAGAUCCGAAAGAAAUACCAUUUCCUCAUGAAUUUAUCUUGAAUCGAGAUCUUUUGGUUCAACUUUAUCCUAGUUUUGCCGAGGGAGCAACCCCAUUUUUCACCUUGAAUUGGUCAAAAUAUGCGGACAAUCUUACUUUUCGUGGAGGAUUAGACCCAGUAACUGGAGGUCUAUGGCUAACUGAUACGGGUCGGUCAACUAGGAACAACCUAGCAGAGUGUCCUGAGAUUAUCUAUGUGAACCAUGUUGUCGUAGAUCCAUUUCCGUACGAUCCGUAG